Messenger RNA from Cooperia oncophora, 357 nucleotides. Lineage: Eukaryota; Metazoa; Nematoda; Chromadorea; Rhabditida; Trichostrongylidae. The record is from the annotation of a GenBank genome assembly.
AUGGAUUACAAGAUGGAAGGUAAAAAUGCAGCAGUUGUAAACGGCGGAGGUGAUACGAUACCCAACGGUGUGGAAGAAGCUCCAGUUGUCGACUGGCACCAAGAAAUAGCGGCUAUGAAACCUAUCGAUGAGCAGUUUCCCGAUGGGAAGUAUCCUGUGGGACAAUGCGAGACCUAUUAUCUUCCGGGGAAAGAUGGAAGAAUAGCUUCCGAUCGGGAAACUAGUCAGGAGAAGAAAGCUCUUGAUGGCUCAUUUGAAGAAAUGUAUCAGGAUUACCGGCGGUCAGCUGAAGCUCAUCGACAGGUUCGGAACUAUGUGAAAUCCUGGGUAAAACCUGGAAUGACGAUGAUCGAUAUU